Labrus mixtus (cuckoo wrasse) is the source of this 2758-nucleotide messenger RNA. Its product is annotated as C2 calcium-dependent domain-containing protein 4C. The record is from RefSeq and is a predicted model, not a curated record. Lineage: Eukaryota; Metazoa; Chordata; Actinopteri; Labriformes; Labridae. The transcript has a single exon. The coding region runs from base 360 to 1574 and encodes 404 amino acids.
CUGACAUCAAACCCCUGAAUGCACAUCAAUUCUGAUUGCCACCCACCCAACUGUCUCCCACCCGAAUACACAUACACUGUGUGUUAGCAGCUUUAGUGACGUAGGUGGAGGCAGCAGACCACACAUGCAGAGCCCUUUAAAACAGACACAUCGCUCACUCAUUUUUAUCUUUCUUUGGACUUGGACACAUCAAGACUGCUGCAGGUGAGAACAGAGUGUUGUACAAACUUUCUUCCUCUGCUGCUAGUUUUUAAAAUGUGUGCUCUGCUGCAUGCAUUUAAUGUCUUAUUCUCCAUAUCUUUUCUCUUGUUUGGAUUUGUGUGCAGACCUUACACUCCUUUUUCACCAAAAAAACAACAAUGUGGUUCAUCGGAAAGAUCCGGGAGAGCAUGGAGAGCAUUCCUCUUGAGCUGAGUCGCUACAUGGAGAAGAGCGAGGAGGAUAUCAGUCCGUCCUCUGAAGCCAGUCUCACUCGCAAUCUGCCGAACAACAUCCUCACCCCAGACAAGAUCCCCGAGUUCUGCCUGCCGCCGCGGCUUUGCAAGAGGAACCUGCUGCAGGAAGUGGAAACUUUGGCAUCUCUGCAGCACAGUCAGACACCUAAGAGUAGCACUUCUUCUUCAAACGCCACAAGGAAGGAGGAUAUGAUGAAGAAAAAUGGAGAAGCGUCGGCGGCUUUACAAAGAAAGAAGCCCUUGCCGUUUUCUGCAGAGGCAUACGGCCUGGUCGGGAUGUAUGAGCGUCCAAACACACGGAGGAAAGAGUCUUUGUUCCACCACUCAAAGAGCCCCGCUUACAUGUUGGAUAGAAACGUUCCACCAAAGCUGUCAGAGGAGAAGAACCAGCAGAAGAAGACUUCAUCAGGGUUCCUCCCUCUGUUUCUAUGCAAGAGCCUGUCAGAGACGGGAAGCACGGAAAGUGAAACGCAUUCUUCCAGCGACUCCUCUCCCCUCAGUUCACCCUACAGCGCAAAAUCCUCCCUCUACAGCGGUCGUCUCAAGGGAGCAACAUCCUGUCCUUCUUUGAUUGACAACAGGGAGGAUAGAGGGAGGUGGAGGAGGAAGAUGGGGUUUCUAAGUCUGACCACCUCUCCAAGUGGCCCUCCAAAAUUAGAGGGAGGCUUUCUGACCUCAGCCCCGUCUGUCCCCUUCCCUCUGCACGACCAGCGAGAGCAUCUCCUCUCUUUGAACGGGCGAGGUAAAGUGCGCCUCCUCGCUGAGCUCACCACAUCGUCCCCCAGUAAUAACUCGUACUUUUCCACAGUCAGAAUCCGUGUGAUGUCUGUGGAAGGUAUAUAUAACCAGACUGACCGACGGGCCCUGAACUGUGCGCUGAGUCUGUGUCUGACCCCCGGGAUGCUUCAGCAACAGGAGAGCACCAGCAGCAGGAACUGCCGCAGCCCCGUGUUUAAUGAGGAUUUCUUCUUCUCAAAGCUCAGUAGAGAGGAUCUGGUGGAGCUGCAGCUCAGGUUGAAAGUGGUGGAUAAGCCUGCGGCUGCAGCACAGAGGAGAGGGGUCGUGAUCGGACUGAUCACCACACCGCUGUCUCAGUUACUCGAUCUUAAACAUGGGUAGAUUAAAAACCUAUUUUGCAAGGGCGACGAUACCCUAGUGGUUAUGAUGCAUGCCCCGUGUACAGAGGCAAUAGUCCUCCAUGGGUUUGAAUCUGACCUCUGCCCUUUGCUGCAUGUCAUCCCCCACUCUCUCCUCCAAACAUUUCCUGUCUCUCUUAACUAUCUUAUCUAAUAAAGGCAAAAUUGCCCCAAAAAAUAUUGUAAAAAACAAACAUUUUGCUAAAUUUGCUGGGAAUAUAAAACGUUGAAUUUUGUCAACAGCAUUCCAUAUUGAUAUUAUUAGAAUAUUGCAAAAUAAAUGGUAAGAAAUAAAGUAAAAUACAGGACUUUUUGGUUACUAAACUAAUGUUUAAUGUUUUUGGAAAUGUUGCAAGAUUAUUAGAAUAUUAGGUAACAAGGAGCAGUUUUUCUAAAUCAUAGUUGUUAGUGAUUUCAAUGUAUGUUUGUUAUCUUUCUUAAUCUCCAAAAAGUCCAACCCUCACCAAAAAGCUUUGUCAACCACCGACCAAACAGCAGUGUGAUAUGUAGCAUGUUUGUGUUUGUUUACCUUGUUCUGCUCGUAACUCUCGGACUGCACCAGAGGAAGCACAUGACACAGAUAAGUUCUGGAUCUGCAAGUUGAAUGAGGAGGAAAUCCUUGUUAAAGAAGGAAACACAACGGAGAGAUACAGGAUUACAUAAAUUUGUAUUUUGCUUGUUAUCAGAAGUUGUAAUCAGUAUAACGCGCAGAUUUCCUAAUACUGAUUUUAAACUGUCAUGAAGGUUCCUCAAUGCUUUCUCUGUUUUUUUUGUUAUACUAAUAAAAUGUGUGUUUUAGCUUCAGUGUAAUAAAGAAGUGAAUCAUGAACUUUAACUGAAAGAUGUUUAUUUUUAUGGUUAAGAUAAAGCAGCACAGAUGCACGAUAAAAUGUUAUUGGCUUGAUUGUCAUGUUAAAACCAAAAUAACUGAGAGUAGAAAUAGUAACUCCUUCGUAUGACAACAUCACAAUUUUUCUAAGUAUAUUUUUUCCUCUUUCCUAACUACAUUUAUGCUUUUUUAAAUGUUGAUAUUUGGGGGGUUUAGUGGUUAUAUAUUCCCUUUAAUAUGACUUCACAUAGUUGUUUCCAUUUAAGCCAUUUCCAGGUUUCCAACACACCCACGAACAUGCUUUUACUGUAUUUUCUCUUUGUGUGUUAUCAUUUUAU